GGAAAACGUGACCUGCACCGCUGAAAACCCGAAUGCCAGCAUUCCAACAAUUCUAGUAUUCCCAACACUGGCAAUCUUUUCUUUUCUUAAUCCCGUGAACAGGAUAGACAAGGUAAAAGGAAUACUAGUCGCUCCUUCCUCCAAAAGAGUGUGAUGUCUUCGUACGAAAUCAAAAGCUUGGCGUUUGGUUCCUUCCCGCGAAGUUCGUACAAAGCGUUUGUUUUAAAUUUCUGGUCCUACUCCUUCGUACGAAGUUGACUCACCAACAACAACAACGACAACAACGACAACAACAACAACAACAACAGCAAUCUUUCCUCUUCUUCUUCUUCCCCUUCUUCUUCUUCUUCUUCUUCUUCUUCUUUUGUGCCAUUCUCAAAAUGGCCAACAAUGCCAACUUGUGAGUGUCUCUUUCAUUCCUUACCCUCUCAUUUUCACUUUCGAAGGUGAUCGUACGAAGUAUGUUUGAUUAAAACUAACUUCGUACAAGGGCUCUUGUCCUCUUUAACCCUGCCAACGCGGCUCCAGNUCUUCUUCUUCUUCUUCUUCUUCUUCUUUUGUGCCAUUUUCAAAAUGGCCAACAAUGCCAACUUGUGAGUGUCUCUUUCAUUUCUUACCCUCUCAUUUUCACUUUCGAAGGUGAUCGUACGAAGUAUGUUUGAUUAAAACUAACUUCGUACAAGGGCUCUUGUCCUCUUUAACCNAACUUGUGAGUGUCUCUUUCAUUCCUUACCCUCUCAUUUUCACUUUCGAAGGUGAUCGUACGAAGUAUGUUUGAUUAAAACUAACUUCGUACAAGGGCUCUUGUCCUCUUUAACCCUGCCAACGCGGCUCCAGCGGUUGGCGGUGGUAUGCCAUUGCUUCAAUGCAGUGGUCAGGAGUUGGCAAACUUCUGUGUGAAUAACACACAGUUGAAUGCCCUUGCGCUGCCUGGUCAGAACGUUUACUAUGUAAACGGUUCUGUCACAGUUGCUCGGGUUGUCUCUCGCAGGCAAUCGUACAUCAACGCGUUGA
Molecule: messenger RNA, 1014 nt
Organism: Hymenoscyphus albidus
Lineage: Eukaryota; Fungi; Ascomycota; Leotiomycetes; Helotiales; Helotiaceae
Source: the annotation of a GenBank genome assembly